Rotaria sp. Silwood2 is the source of this 3294-nucleotide messenger RNA. The record is from the annotation of a GenBank genome assembly. NCBI's taxonomy places the organism in Eukaryota, Metazoa, Rotifera, Eurotatoria, Philodinida, Philodinidae.
AUGUUGAUGCUUUUAGCAUCAACAAAUAUAUUUGUUAUAGAAGGAAAAAUAAUAGGUGGAGGAAAAGCUCGUCUAAGUCAAACAGAAAUUGAUCAAGAUAGUCGUGAAAAUAUCGGUUCAAAUUCAGACAAAAUGCCGAUGGAUACAAAGCAUGAAGAUCACUCAGUACCAACUACUAAUCAAUUUGAAAUCGGUCGUCAACUUAUACCAACUACUAAUGUAUUAGCUUAUGAAAUCAAACCAUUGACAAUUAUAGAUCAAGAAACAAAACCUACAACAAAAGUAUCUAAAAAAGUUCAACAGAAAUCUGAUGAAGAUGCAAAAGUAAAAUUUGUAACUGUUACAACCACAAAUACAAAGAACAAAAAAUCUCCUAAGGUUAAAUCUCCUCAUAAAAUUGUUCAUUUAUCAAACAACAGUGCUCAUGUUAGUGGUAAAAUUGUGCUCGUCAAACAUCAUGCAUCAGUUCUUGAUACAGUUCAAUAUUAUUUUGAUAGUGUAAAUUUAACAAAUGGUAAUUAUUCAUUAUUAAAAUCACGAGUACCAUUUACUGAAAACUUUAUUGCAAAUCAAAGUCGUGUUACACUUUAUGUUUCAACAUCAAAAACAAUUGAUCGUAAAUUAGCAUUUUCGAAAUUUCAAGUUAAAGUAAAACGUAAUCAAUUUCCACUUACAUUUCAUAUUCAUGUUAAAUUACUAAAUUUAACACAGGAUGAUAUUACAUUAUAUUUUUUUGUUUAUAUAACUAAUGGUGAAAAAGAUACUAAUACAUUUAUUCCAGCUGGUACUAGUCAAAUACAUUUACAAGGAACAAAUCAACUUUUACAAAAACUUGAUAUUUAUGUUAAAGCAAAUGGUACUGAAAUAACUGGUCGAUUUCAUGGUCGUUAUGGUCAACGAUAUAUUCGACCUGGAACAUAUUUUCAAGUUUUUAUUAUUCCUGAACAAAGUUUAGCAUUUCGUUAUAAUCAAACAUUUGAUUCAAUCGCUCAAUUAAAAAUAAAAAAUGUACCUUCUAUGUAUCCAGUACGAUUUUCACUUUUACUUCUUAAUCACUUAUUAAAAUCAGAUAUAAACUAUUAUGCUAUUGCUUAUAUCAUAGAAAAUGGUAUUCAACGUUCAAUCAACCAAAAACCUGUCUUAGUUAUUAAUGAAAAAAAAACUCUUAUUACAUCUCAAGUUGUUUUUAAUGUUAUUCCAUCAUCAUUUAUAUUACGUGGUACAGUUAUACGUUCCAUGCCUGGUUCAUUUAUUCUUCAACCACGUUCAUCACUGAUUUUACGUUUACAUGAAAUUGAUUCUGACUCACAUGAUAUUAUUUUUAAAUUAUCCGAAACAUUAACACUUCCACAAAUCUUUCAAGUUAAUGUCGGUCAAUCAAUUCGAUUUGAUUCAUCAAAAAAUUAUGAUAUAAGUGCAUUAAUAAUCGAUGAAAAAAAUACAACUUAUAUGACUAGUUCACAACCAGUUGCACUUCAUGAUGAUUUUUCAGGAAUAAUUCUACCUGUUGAUGAUCUUUUUUAUUAUGUUCAAGUUCGUCUUCAUUCAUCAACCAAUGAAAAAUUACAUUAUAUUCCAGGAAGUAGAGCUCGAAUAUUUGUUACUGAAAGUCCUGAAAUGUUAACACCACCAAUUGUUGCUAUACAUAUUGAUUCAAUACCGGAAUAUUUUCGUGAAUUUUCAUUUCAAGUACCAGUGACAUCUGUUCAACGUAAUCGUAAUUAUUAUUUAGUCAUGAUAAUUGAUAUGAAUGGGGUAAUUACACAUGUAUCAAAAUCUUUAUUAAUUUCAAAUAAACAACCACCACCACUUAUUAUUCAAUUACCUGUACCAUCACUUAACAUAAUAAGUGGUAUUAUAUUUGAUGUUGAAAAUCGUCCAGCACAAUGGUCAUCAUCAUCAUCUUAUGCUAGUCUUGUUUUACUUGAUGAUACAGUUGAAAAUUCAGAUCAUGCUAUUGUUCAAAUAUGGAAUAUUCGUUUAGAAAAAGAUUUUCCUAUUCGUUUCGAAAUUGAACUUGAUUUUAGUCGUCUUCAUUCAAAUCAUAUUUAUCGUUUACAAGGUCUUAUUAAAAAUGGACAUAAUAUAUUAGAAUAUGAACCAGCUGGUAGUGUACUUGCAUUAAAUCCACAUGGUGGUAUUAUAACUGAUAUUCGUAUUCCAGUACAUAAUAUAAAAAAAAUUCAAUUAAUUGAAGGUCUUAUUUAUAUAAAUGAUAUAAAUGAGCCAUUACCAGAAAAUAGUGAAAUUAUUUUACAACUUAGUUCAUCACCAUCAUUGACACAUCCAAAUAUUAUUAAUGAAACUUCUCUUAAAGUCGAUGGACGAUAUUUACCAAUUAAUUUUACUUUGAAUUUACCAUUGAAUAAGAUUGAUAUAAAUUCAGUUUACUAUUUUCUCGCACGAUAUGUUGUUCAUGGUAGUGUUAUAAUUCCAGCAAGUCAAACAUUUGCUUUUUCAUCACGUAACGAAAAACCUAUUAUUUUAAUAUUAUCUAAAACUCCACAAAGUUCCAUAACUGGUCAAGUUACAUCAACUGAUAGUCCAUUUAUAUUACCAUCUGGUUCAUUAUUACAUUUAUAUAUUACCAAUAAUUCUACUCAUACUAAACAAAAAAUUUACAGUGAAGUAUUUCUUGGAACAUCAUCGAAUAAUCUUUACAGCUUUCGAAUGAAUAUUGAUUCAGAUAUUCUUCAAAAACAAAUUCCACUUUGUCUUCAUGCUGAUAUUCUUUAUGAUGAUAAAGUUAUUAUAAGUAUACCAAAACCAGCUUUACUUCAAAUAACAUCUAGUGGUGAAUGGGAUAUUAAUUUAGUUAUUGAUUUACCCACACUUCUUAUUGGAGAAAUUGUAUCAAGAAAUGAACAAGAAAUAAUCAAUGGUGAACUUGACGUUCAUAUACAAAUUCUUGAACGUAAUACAACAAACAUUGUACAUAAAUCACAAUUACGUCUUGAUACUAAUUUACCACAAAGUUUUCGUAUUGAACUUGAUAAUGAAUUAUUUGUUCGUUAUUCAGCAUUACAAGCACGUGCAAUUAUUAAAAAUUGUAAAGGACAAAUUUUAUUUGAUGCUGGUGGUACUGUUAAGAUUCAUAAAGGUCUUAAUGUUAACAUUGAUUUACCUGUUGUAUUAACUGAUCGUAAAAAGCUUAACGAACUGCAAACUAUUGUUGAUAAUAGUGCUCCAUUACAAAUCGGGAUAUGGCGUUUAUCAGUUACUGGUGUGGUUACUGAUGCUACAAGUGGUGCACUUACAUCUUUAGAAAAAAAUUAUGUUCUUAAAAAAUUAUGA